This is a messenger RNA of Cryptotermes secundus, 841 nucleotides long. RefSeq lists its product as uncharacterized. The record is from RefSeq and is a predicted model, not a curated record. The transcript is spliced from 4 exons. Lineage: Eukaryota; Metazoa; Arthropoda; Insecta; Blattodea; Kalotermitidae. Bases 84 to 416 code for a protein of 110 amino acids.
CGACAUUGCCCCAACAGUGAACACGCCGCAGCAGACCUGUGGAUAUACUUCAGAUUUAAGAAUACAAUUUAGGAAUUAGCACAAUGGCCUUCAGUCUCACGGGGCUGGUUUCCGGAACUCUGUUGACCAUCGCAUUGGUUCUGGUGCUGUACUGGUGGUGCUCUGUUCUCAAGAAACGUCAGUCGCAGAUACACGAUGGUACUAUUCUGGUUGUUGCUAGCGAGGCGAAUCCUCAGCACGUGGAGCACCAGACUCAACCGUACUACAUAGGGGCACCGCCACCAUAUUCAGACCACUCUCAAUACAACCAUCAUUAUAAUUCACAAAAUGCUCCGCCUCCGCCAUAUUCGUUGGCAGUAACAAUGCAGACUCAAACACCGGCCUACAGCGUACAUCCUUCUACCAUCGCAAGAUAACGACACCGAACCUACAUGCAUAUUCUAUAAUAAAUAUUUGAACAUAUAUCGUAUUCUGUGACACAACUCAAAACUGAAGAUUUCUGUCUUCUGGGAUGUGACCCCAUGUAUUCUGACGUUUCGGAGGAACAUGUCAUCUUCUUAUCUUCAGAACAAAACAAAAUAACAUGUUCCUUCCAAAAUUCGUGUCUAACAGACUACACGGCGUAACAGCAUACUGCUCCGAAACGUCGGCAAAUAUCUAUAUGGCUUCAAAUCCCGGAAGACAAUAAUAUGCUUAGCUACCCGGCGUGAGAGCUUCAAAUCUCACAAGCAGUAUCUGUUACUCUUUUUUUUUUUGCAUAGAGACAUGUAAAUAUUAUCUUAAAAGAAGUAACACUGAAGAUACAUUUGUGACUAUGCGCCGUGAUUAUCGAAUUUCUGCU